Messenger RNA from Homalodisca vitripennis (glassy-winged sharpshooter), 2807 nucleotides. RefSeq names its product coadhesin-like. Lineage: Eukaryota; Metazoa; Arthropoda; Insecta; Hemiptera; Cicadellidae. The record is from RefSeq and is a predicted model, not a curated record. The transcript is spliced from 6 exons. The coding region runs from base 217 to 1059 and encodes 280 amino acids.
GGUUAGUUCUAACAGUAUUUUGUGUUUACAGUCAAGACAACUAGAGUGUAAAACAUUUCAAACAAAAACAUUCUUCUUCCAAAGUGUCCAGUUGGAGUUUUUCAAAAUUUUAGUGUUUACCAUAACGUCAGCUUAUGAAGCACAAUUAUGUUUUUAUAUUAAGAUACAAUCCAAAGUUUAAAAUCAUUGUUUGGGACACAACUAUUUCAAGGUCUUAUGAGGAUAUUAGUACUUGUCAUCUUCUUCCUCUACAAGAUUCCUUGUUUGCAGACUACAGUAACGAUGAACUGUGUGCUAGGGAAGGAGAAGUGCCCGGUGGAUGGAGGCUGGACACUAUGGACAAUCUGGGGACCAUGUGAAGGUGAAUGUGGAGCGGUUGGUAGGCAAAUUCGGACCAGGACCUGUACCAACCCUCAUCCUGACAGCAAUGGAGAGGAUUGUGUGGGUGAAUCGAGACAAUUGAAGCAAUGCAGUGUUGCUGGAUGUAGAUUUGAGCAGUAUGAGAAGCUGUUGUCACAGAACUCUCUGCGGACCCAACAGCUUCAGUUACUGCGGAAACUCUCAGCGUCCCGUCCAUCUUUGUUGUCCAAGUGCCUCACCAGCUCCUGUGAGUUUCAGGACGUGAUGGAUUCCUUACCUACUUCUCCUGAUGAGUUUUGGAAUGCUCUUCUAUGCGUGAAGAAAAACACAGGUUGCCCAGUUUCAGGUGGCUGGGGGGGGGAGUGGUCAGGUUGGACCAGAUGCUCAGCUGUCUGUGGUGAAGGUCAAAGAAUGAGAUGUCGAGUGUGCUGUGAUCCUCCUCCAUCUUCUGCAGACCACGGAUGCCCAGGUGACUCUUGCAUGUAUGAACCAUGCAACGGUAAUGAUUGUAAAAUACCUCCAGGUCAUAAGGCAGAAGGUGCAUGGAGCGAAUGGUCUGAAUGGUCAAAAUGUAAUCCUCCUUGCAAUUUUGGAAUAUCCAGACGCAGCAGAAUUUGCCGGAAGGAGCGCCAAAACCAGAAAAGAAAGUCUAUUUCUGAAGAUGGAUACAUGAAUAGUUUUGAUUAUAAAUUACUAUGAUGUGUAUUAUGAUAACAAUUUGGACAAGUAUGAUCUCGAUGGGAAACCUUAUGACUACGAUCCAGAGGUUGCUGAAGAAUCAAAACAAAUAUUAUAAGAGUAUUAAAAAGAGACGACGAUAAGUGUGACCAUCAUAUUGAAUUUUACUCAACAGAAGAUGAUGAAGAAGAAUAUUCUUCCAGUUUAUCUCUGUAUGCAAGCACUAGUGAAGAUCAAGUAAUACUUGAAACCAACUAAACAUAUAAAAGAUGUUGAAUCAACUAUUCAAAACGCAAGAUCUUGAACUAUCGUCACAGAUUCAAAAUCUUGAGCUCUCUUCACAGAUACAAGAUUUUGAACCAUCCUCACCCACACAAGAUUUUGAACUAUCUUCAGAGGCGAAAAAUCUUGAAAUAACUACAGAAGAGGAAAAUGAAGUUGACUUUUUACCUAAAACUAGUUAUGAAGAUGUGCAAAAUAAGUUUCAUACAGAUUAUGAUGAAACUGUAUCACUAACACCUCACAAACUGAGUACUUUAGCAUUAUUGACAUCAGAAGCAAUUAAAAAUACAUUUUCAGAAUCUGAAAAUUCUGAAAAUGUGUUUUCUGACGUUACGGAAAAACACAUUAUUAGAGUCCGACACUAGUAAUAAAGUGUUUUCUGAUGUUACGGAAAACACAUUAUUAGAGUCCGACACUAGUAAUAAAGUACAUGUCAGUGAUAAGACUUUCAAAACGUCCACAAAAUCAAGUAAGUUAAAACCCACAGGAAUUUUCACAAAGCUUAAAGAUAAAUCAAGUACUUCAGGUAUCAUUCGAAAAGAACUACUUUGUCUUUUGGACACAGACAACUACAGAAGCACAAGUAAGGUGUCAAGUGAUGGGAGGGACAACUUUGAAAGAUGGUGAAGAAUGUAAAGGUGCGUACGAUAGUGACCAAGACGCAAGGGAGGGGACAAUGGAACCUGAAUGCACAGGCGAGCUCUACAAGGGGAGUUUCUUGCAAAAGCCAGCCAUUGCAGGCAAAACUCGUAGUAUGCAGUCUGACCACUUUGUCAACGUCUGAAAUAACUGAAGACACACCUGGUCAAAGUUCUACUCUCUUGGAGAAACCAACCAUUACAGGCAAGACUGGUUAGUAUGCAGUCUGAUGCUUUGCCAACGUCUGAAAUGACUGAAGAGACGUCUGAUGAAAAUUCUACUCCCAUGCAAAAGCUAACCAUUACAAAAAAGUCUGGAACCCUUCAUUCAAAAUCUGUGCCAACAUCUCAAAUUAUUACAAAAACAACUAUGGAAAAAUCUACUUCUGAUGUUGUUACGCCUAACCCUUGCGAAAAAAACUGAUGACCCUCUAUGUAUAAUUUUUUACAGCUACACAUUUCAAAACAACUACUGGCAAUACAGAAAAACUAACAGCGUCUUUGACAACAGAAAUCAGUGAAAUUACAAUGGCUUUGACAACAGAAAUUAGUGAAAUUACAACUGCUUUGACAACAGAAACCAGUGAAAUUCCGCAAACUACACUAAACCUUUCAUCGGCUCCCACAACUGAAAUACCAACCGAAAAUAUAUCUUCAACUCUGUACACAACCUCUGGCACCGGUUUGAUUCCUAAUAACGAUACAGAUUUAGAAAAUAAUACAGAGCCUACUGGUGUCAGUUGUGAUCUGAAGAAAGUUCUCCAGUUGCCAAGCUUUGAGAGCAGCUUUGAGAUUGAGGAUUGUAUGGGUCCCGUUUGAAGAGGUUAAACCAUGCAAUGUCAAUUUUUU